Messenger RNA from Durusdinium trenchii, 2508 nucleotides. The record is from the annotation of a GenBank genome assembly. NCBI's taxonomy places the organism in Eukaryota, Dinophyceae, Suessiales, Symbiodiniaceae.
AUGGGAAUGGAAAACAUUUCAGUGUCAUCUGGUACUUGUGCCACCUAUCAGCUCACGCCAAACAAAGUCAAAACCAUCCAAAGCCAAGGCAGUGCAGCAAAAGGUAAAUCCAAUCCAACAAUUGCAGUCCAAGAUGUUUGGGAUUUCGCACGCCAUGUGGCAGCUCUAUUUCUUGUGGACAGUGGAGGGGUCUUGGUGCCAAGCCCUCGACAAUACCUGCAGUGGGCAGCGCCACAAUCUGGUCAAACAGGCGUGCCGCCAACUCUCAACGGCAAGGGGAAACCUGCACGCUUUUUGGAUUGGGAUGGUGAUGGCGACACUGAUGCUUUGGUCAAAGACGGAGACGGCGGGAUUUGGCUAUAUGAACGGCUCGCCAACGACACUUUUGACAAACAGGCGCUGGUGAUGUUCACACCUGUGGAAGGGCAAACGCAAAGUGGUUUUGAAGUUGUUGAUUGGAACAGUGACGUGGGCAGUUUUAGGCACUACGACAGCCACAACGUGGCCACCACCUUCACUGGUGGGAGGAAACCCUCGUGCAAAGGGCUCGAAUUUAAGCAAGAAGAGAUCCAGGGAGACAAGAUCAGUGCGUUGGUUGCGCGGUGGAGGUUCUGGGAGCUGGCAACCUAUAGUGGGCAGAGCUUCGCAGAGCAACAUGGUGAAGGAGGAGCAGAGUGGAGCGCCAGGAGGUUCUAUCCAAAGCUUUGGAAGAUCGAGGCGAUGGCGGAAGAGAGUUUGAGACUCAUCUCAACAGCCUUGGAGAGGCUGCAGGUGACACAAAGCACUCAGGCCUGGGCAGACUGUGGUGGUGGGGGCACUUCAAACACCACGUCGGUGAAGAUGGUGCGCAUUACUACACCCCCUGAUGCCCCAUACGGUGAGGUUUUUGACUUGACUACGCCCCGGACAGCUGCAGACAACCAGUCAGUUGAGUGUGGAAGUGAGGAGCCAGAGGAUGAAAUGUUCUAUGAUUGCUUGGAACCAACAGUCUGGGCACUUCAAGGAGGCCCCAUCGUUGCACUGGAUCUACAACAGGUGGAAACUGAAGAGACCGCUUUUUACAUGAUCCAGAUGGUCAGCGUGCCAGAAAUGGAGGAAAAAAAAUGCCAGGUGACGCUCGACAGUGGAGCUGACCUUUUCCCCACCGGGAUUGGGGUCAACACCACGGGCAACUUUUCUUUCUUGGGGGCGGCCAUUGGAAAUGAGGCAUAUUGCAAUCGCCACACAUUUUCGACACGAGUUGAGCCGGCCAAGCCAUGCCUCCAAGCCUUGGCCGAUCUCCCAGAUGCCCAGACGGCGAUGCUCCUCCUCCGGCAUUGCCAGUCUCACGUCAAACUCACCCACGCCAUGCGGGUCACGCCCCCUCACGGCCAUGGCCCAGCGCUUCGAGCCUUUGAUGAGCAGGUGCAAGCCUGCCUCGAACAAAUUGGGGGGCUGCCCUUGACCCAGAACACCUGGCUACAAGCCAAUCUCGCUAUCAAAGCUGGCGGGCUGGGUCUUCGCAGCACUGCCUUGCAUGCCCCUGCGGCCUACAUUGCGUCCAUCACCCAUCUUGCUGCCUCGUGCACGGAGCUUGACCCUACCUAUCGGGUGGUGCCUCCCCCGGUCCACCAGGCUUUGACCUCAUACAACCAAGUUGUUUUGCCUGAGGACCAAAUCCACUCGUUGGCCCCGUCCUACCAACAACGGGACUUGUCGGCCACCGUGGACAAGGCGCAGCAGGCGCACUUGAUAGCUGCCACCACUGGCGAAGCAGCCAAAGGCCACCUCCAACUGGUCCAACAACCCGGGGCCGGAGCGUGGCUCACUGCCCUACCAGCUGACAAUCUCGGCCUUCGCAUCAACACCCAUUUGUUCCGAGUUCUCCUCCGACUGAGAUUGCGCCUUCCCAUUGCACCGUCCGACGGCUUUUGCCCUCUUUGCGAUGGGGUGGCGGAUUCCUUUGGGACCACGCUCGAGUAUGCCCAUUUGGCUGCCGCUGGCCUCAGCCCAGAGCUAGAGAAACCUGGCUUGCUUCCUGCUCGGCCGGAAGAUUCGGGCCUAUGCGAAGCUGGAGUGUCGUUGAACCAGGCUUCCGCACGUCGACCUGCCGACGUGUGGGUUCCAGGCUGGGGGCUCCAUGGCCCGGCUGCCUUCGAUUUUGCAGUUUCCAGCGGACUUCGCUCUGGCGUGCUCCCUUCUACUGUUGGCCAUGGCGGCCAUGCUGCGCUGGUUUACGAGGAGCGUAAACGCAUGCACCAACGAACCGAAGCCCAGUGCCGGGCACAAGGCUUACAGUUCUUGCCUAUAGUUGCCGAAGGAUGCGCUGGGGGUUGGGGGCCCACGGCCAUGGCUGUCUUCCGGCAAUUGGGGAGCUUCCUCGCUGCUCGAACCGGUGACUCCACCAGCAAGAUGACUGAGCAAUUGAUGCAAGGUUUGAGCAUCACCUUGCAACGGGAAAAUGCCAGAGCCGUCGUCCGCCGCCUCCCCGACGACUCUGCUUCCUUCAACGCUUUGUCCGAGCCAUGA